AUGUUACAACACUCUCCACUGCGCCGGAGCCCUCGUUUGAAAGGUGAUAGCGUAACAUCUGAGCCUUCUGAUGGUACACAGCCAGUGUCAUCCGCAGCCAGCGGCACACAAACAACUACACAAGCAAGAGAUGCCGUUAAAAUUAAAAACGUGACUUCAACACCACCCGUCCAGAUGCAGCCAGCAUCUACCGAUGAUAGUAAAACUGCUACAUCUGCCAAUGCCAAAGGUGCUCAACAGACACAGUCCGUGUCAAAACCACCAGCAAGCCAUUCCAAAGUCAGCACACCAGUUCAGACGCUACCGAAGACAUCAUCUACCAGCGUGCUAGAAAUGCAAAAACACAUUGCCAUGUUACAGCGUCAACUUUCGGAUGCUCAGGUGAAGCUUUCUGACAGUAAUCGCCAGUGCCAAGAACUACAGUCAGCUAUCCAAAGACAAGACCAGGUAAGUGACCAUAACCUCAAACAUGUUAGUGCUUCACAAUCAACAAUUUCCGCCAUUGACCAACCGCCACCAACAACAUUCGCAUUGCAUUAUAUAAGUCAACCAACGAAUACAUCGACAACUUACACAGCCGCCAUGUCUUGUAUGCAAACUGCUUCGACAUCCAGCAGCAUCGCUGCACUGCCGACGCAAGCAGCACAGACAUCAAACGAUUCGUUGGUUCUGCCGUCAUUUUGUGAUACAAACACAAACAUGCCUUCGAUGCAAACAGCGCCUACUAUUACAAACAGAACCAAUACGCCGACGCAAGCUGCACCUGCAUUUAAUCACAUGUAUGUGUCGCCCGCCACAAACAAUCCGAUACCGCCAUUUUGGGAAUUAAGUCAACAGCCCUCUACUGCAAACACAAUCCCGAAUUCAACCAUCAUGCCAAGGAAAACUCAAGAUUUGCCAGACUUUUGCGGCGAUCCAGAAGACUGGCCCUUAUUCUACACAGCGUUCACUCAGUCGACUGCAGCGUAUGGUUAUACGAAUUUAGAAAAUAAUCAACGUCUACAAAAAUGCCUAAAGGGAAAUGCGCGAGAAGUAAUUAAAUCUUUGUUGAUUCAUCCUGACAACGUUGAUGCCGUCAUAGAGCAACUUAAAUUUCGGUUCGGCCGCCCUGAGCAGCUCAUCCAUAGUCAGCUACGUCAAGUAAGGGAUUUGCCGCAAGUUUCAGAAAAUAAUUUAGUAAAGCUGGUUCCGUUUUCCACUAAAGUUAAAAAUUUAGCAGUUUUUUUACAAUCAGUGAAUGGUCAACAGCAUAUAGCUAAUCCGACUUUAUUGGAAGAGUUGAUAGCGAAACUGCCCAUGAGCAAAAAAUUGGAUUGGGCCAGAACAGCUGCAAGUAUUCAACCAUACCCUACUAUUAUUGAUUUUAGUAACUGGCUUAGUGAUGUGGCCAACUUAAUAUGCAGUGUUCAGGAAGUUGACCAAAAAGAUCAGAAACGCCGAGUCUUACUACAUACCACCACGGCAAACCAACCAAAAUGUCCUAUAUGUCAAAAUCCUCAUAAAAUUUAUGAUUGUGAUCGUUUUUUAAAUAUGAAUACACAGGAUCGAUGGAAGGAAGUAAAAAGGAUUCGAGCGUGUUUUUCAUGUUUGAACGUUGGUCAUACCACCCGAGAAUGCCGCCGUAAGAAAACAUGCUCGAAUAAUGGAUGUCAACGCAAGCAUAACAAACUACUUCAUGAGAACACACCUUGUGAUCCAUCUUCUACAUUGCCAUGCCCUACCAACCAACCUCAAGAAAAUGUCCUCAGCUGUUCUGCUAAAAGUAACAACAAAUUGUUAUUUAGAGUUUUACCUGUAACAUUGUAUGGUAAAAAUUGUCAUAUGGAUAUAUAUGCCCUGUUUGAUGAUGGCUCAUCCAUUACAAUGCUAGACAGAGAAGUGGCAGAUAAAAUUGGCGUCCAUGGAAAAAAUUGCCCUCUAAAUAUCCAAUGGUUCGGUGGAAGAUCAGCCUGUGAACCAGCUAUAUCGUUCAACGUUAAGAUAAGUGGGAGCAAUAGGAAGAGUUGCCACCUACUUAAAGAUGUGUAUGCUGUUUCUAAUUUAAACUUGCCCAUGCAAAGCCUAACGCACGAAGAAAUUGAAAAGGUAUUUAAAGGUUCACCUCAUUUACCGGUUAAACCCUACACCAACGUAGUGCCAAAAUUAUUAAUCGGUUUAGAUCAUGCAUUUUUAGGGUUGCCAUCUAUCACCAAUAACAACAACAUGACAGGUCCAUUUGCCUGUAACACUGAAUUGGGCUGGGUGGUGUUUGGUCCUUGUCAUAGACUAUCACCUAUACAACAAUCGUGCCUUUUUGUAAAUGUCAAAAGAGACGUCGACCUUCAUCAAAUAGUGACCGAUUAUUUUAACAUUGAAAAUAUGGGUGUAAGGGCAGCUCCUAUUGUGGAAUCUGAUGAAGAUGUCAGAGCCAAGCGGAUUUUGAAUGAGUCUACAAGAAAAGUUGGUGAUCGAUUCCAGACAGGUUUAUUAUGGAAAUAUGAUGAAGUGAGCUUUCCAAACAGUUAUUCUAUGGCACUUAAGCGCUUAGAAGGUAUAGAAAAGAAAAUGAAGCGUGAUCCAGUCUUCUCCAAAGCGUACAAAGAAGUCAUGCAAGGAUAUAUUGAUAAAGGAUACGUACGUAAGCUAUCUUCAGAUGACAUCAAAGUGACCAGUUUCAGAAAAUGGUAUUUGCCACAUUUUGGGGUAACCAAUCCCAAUAAACCGAACAAAUUGAGGUUAGUUUUCGAUGCCGCCGCCAGUGUACAGGACAUUUCUUUGAAUUCACAAUUGCUGAAAGGACCCCAAGAUAUUGCGUCUUUGCCGUCUACGCUUUAUAAUUUUCGCCGCGGUCAAAUUGCUGUUGGUGCCGAUAUUCGCGAAAUGUUUCACCAAAUUUUAGUGCAGCCAUGUGAUAGAAUCUCACAAAGAUUUCUUUGGAGGGAUGGAAAUACAGCAAAUCCACCGUAUGAAUACGAAAUGGUAGUUAUGACUUUCGGAGCCGCCUGUUCACCAUCCUCGGCAUUAUAUGUCAUGAAAACCAAUGCACGAGAUCAUCGCGCUUUCCAUCCUCGAGCCAUUGAAGCUAUAUGCGAUCACCAUUACAUGGAUGAUUUCGUUGACAGCUUUGACAGUGUAGAAGAAGCUGUAAGUAUUUCAAAACAAGUGAGAGAAAUUCACAAAAAUGGUGGAUUCGAACUAAGGGGCUUUAUCUCAAAUUCCGACGAGGUCAUUACAACCCUGGAUGGUAGUUUAAUAUCAAAACAAAUUCCUGCCAAUGAUGGUACAGAAAGGGUACUGGGUUUGUUUUGGGAGCCUUCUAGUGACAAUUUCAUGUUUAAUUUAAAAUUUCAUCGAGUUGACAAACUUGUCAUGUCUGGCCAACGUAGCCCAACUAAAAGAGAAGUUUUAAGCAUUAUAAUGUGA
Calliphora vicina (urban bluebottle blowfly) is the source of this 3402-nucleotide messenger RNA. RefSeq lists its product as uncharacterized. The transcript has a single exon. The coding region runs from base 1 to 3402 and encodes 1133 amino acids. Gene Ontology annotation, molecular function: zinc ion binding; nucleic acid binding. Lineage: Eukaryota; Metazoa; Arthropoda; Insecta; Diptera; Calliphoridae. The record is from RefSeq and is a predicted model, not a curated record.